CUUGACUGUAACUCGUCUCAAAUGGUAAAAUGUGUCUUCUGUGCACAGUUCCAUGAGGUUUUACGGUGUUUUUCACAGCUGCAUUGAAGAGUAGAGGCGUGGCACACUGAUGGCCACUCGUGUGCUGUGUCGGCGGGUCUGCUCCCUCCCUGGCUGGAGAAGAAGUCUCACCCAAGGUCAACACAGUCACACCAAAACAAGGGAAGAGAUAAGUGAACAGGAGGAAAGCAAGAAUGUGUCGGAUCACCUGGAUGUUUCCUUCCAACGUGGAUACAAACUGUAUUACAAUCCUUCGUCAUAUCAUGUUACAAGGACCUCUGCUAAUUCUCGCAGUCAGAUGGAUAGCUCUGAAGAGGAGCAGUUUUUCAGUGCUUCCUUUUGGCAGCAGAGCAACCACUACAGCGUGAGUUGCUCACGGCACCUCUCAAGCUCCAAAAACACACUUCUUGAUUUAGCUCUAAACAGAGCAUCUGAAACCGAAGCACCAUCUGUGUCGUCCUACAACAGGAAGCCAGUCACACCAGAUGUUAAAGUUGACACACGAGCCUUCCUUAAAUGCAGACCAGAGUACGCUUUCCUGUCCCUUGACCUCACCCAGCGACCUCAACCAGUAGAAUGGGUAGAAUUGUUGCCACGACUUCAAAAAGUGUCUGUUUUAAGGGCCAGGAUGAAGCCACCUGACGUGUUGCAGUUUCUCUUGGAGCUCAGCAAGUUGCACCCAGACAAGAUGCCUCUGCUGCAAAGUGACCAGCGGUUUAUCAUGCUUCUCCGAUAUUCUGUAGAGCACCUCCGCCUCUUCUCUGAGCUACAGCUGCUGGAGGUGUUACAGUCGUUUGUGUGGUUGGAGAUACCCUCGUCCCACACCAUGCUCGAGGUGUACGAAGCCGAACUGAGCCGUCGGGCCAACCAGCUGACUCUACAUCAGUUAUUAUUAGCUGCUGACUUGUGGCGCUGUAUUGGGAGACAGGUGCCACAGUUCUUGCAAUGUCUCUUUGAGUCAGUUCAUCUUUAUUUGGGACAAGUAGGAGUCCCUGAGCUGGUGCAGCUCCUUUACAUAAUAGGAGAAGGUAGGCACUGUCCAAAAGACUUAAUCUGUCCUAUAAAGCAACUUCUCAUGCGUCAUUUAGCACAAAUGCAUCCUGAGGAGGUUGGCACUGUUUGUCUGGGAUUCUUUAAAGCCCAAACCUCUCUUCCAGCUGGAGCAGUGACUCGUAUUGUUGAUAAGGCACUCUCUGUUGUGACUGAGAUGGGUGACUUUGCAAUGGUCAAUGUGUUGAAAUACCUGCGUUUCAGCUAUCUUUUUCACAGGUCAUGGUUGGAAGCCAUGGGAAGGGAAAUUCCUCAACGGGCUCAUCGGAUGGGAGUCCAGGGCCUCAUGCAUGUGACUUUAACUUGUUCAGCUCUUCAUUAUCGUAAUGAUAGCAUCCUGACUUCUAUUGCAGAGAGAGUUCCCUCUCUUGUGCCACAUUGCAGGAGUAAAGACUCAAGCAAACUUCUGUGGGCCUUUUCCACCUUAGGGUUCCUUCCAGCUCAGAGUCAGAGUUUGUAUCCGAGCCUGACAGAUGCCCUGAGGCAGAGGAAAGCAGAGUUCCAGCGAUACCCUGAACACCUGCUGACUGGUCUUCUAGGUUUGGCUUUUGUUUCUCAAUUUCCAGAGGAUCUUGUUACGUUAGCUCUAAGUCCUGAGUUUGUCCACUUAGCACUGAGAAACUCCAAGCUAGAGCUGAAAAAAGAUUUGUUCACCUUGGAUGCAGCUGUGACUCUAGAGCUCCCUCAGUGGAAAGGCCCACGAUUGAGUGGCGAACUCAGAGAAGAGGUGGCGGAAAUGCUGUGGAAGUUUGCACAGUCGGAUGUUUGCCUAAAAUCAGAGGUUUUGGAGGCAGAAUCGGCUCUUCAGGAUCUUCUCGGUGGAGACAAAUUUGUAUGCAAAAGAAUGAUCAUGCCGCACACUCGCUCCAUCGAUCUGGAAAUACAUCUGGACCCCAAAGGACAACCAAUACCUGUGAACGUACUGUGCCCUAAGCAGAAUCCCGCAAUGGUUCCUUCUUCCCAAAGCUGGGAGAAAAUAAACUCAGGAGUAACAAUCACAGACAACCUUGUAGCACAAUUAAUAAAAGGCAAAAACUCAACUGAGCUUCCUCCAACAACUAUAGCAGCUUCCUCAGUUGGAGAGACACCACGCCAAAGGUUACCACCUGACGAAGGUGGGAGAAUGUUUGAUUCAGUUCUAGAUUUGACCAAUGACAUGAUAGAAGCCCUCACCAAACCCAGCCGCAGUGACCGUACUCACCAGGACUCGGUUCGCCAAGGCAUUAAAGACUCAGUCAAAAUUGCUGUUCAGAUUUCAAACAGGAACCACUACUGCAUACAGUCACAGCAGCUGCUGGGGCUUCAUGCCAUGAAGAGACGACACUUGAAAAUUGCGGGAUACAGGGUGGUAGAACUGAGCCAUUGGGAGUGGUCUUCAAUGCUGAGGAAAAGCAGGGCAGAGAAACUGGCAUAUCUACACUGCAAAAUCUAUGACAGUCUGUAAGGUUUCAGAAACCUCUAGAAAAUUCAUGUUGAACAGUGUUGCAAAAAUGUCCAGGGUCCUGUUGCAUCCUAAAAUCUUGAGUAUGUGCAAAGUACAGAAACAUCUACUAAGUAGAUAAUUUAGUUCUGUGUUUGUUUUGUAUGUGCAAUGGAUUUUCAAACUGUAUUCACGUCUAGAAUGGCAGGUUGUUUGAUUAUUAUACAUUGGGACCAUUAAAAACAAUUAACUUUUUAUACCUCUACUGUGACAUAAAUCCUGUACAAAUCUUUAGCAAAAAAAUGAGGAAAGAAAUGUUAAAAGUAAAAGAGCUGUCUGAUUUCCUAAGGGCAGAUACCCUUAAGAUAAUAAAAUGUAAUGCCCAUUUUAAUUCAAAAACAGCAUGUAUUCUUUUUUUCAUCGCAAUCUUUUGCAAAAGUUAUAUUAUGAAUCCAUCUUUUUGUGAACAGUCCUCGUUAGGUGGCACCCCAUUAGGGCUGAAACGAUUCCUUGAGUGAAGCUCAAGUGAUUCAAGUACCUCGAUUAUCAAAAUUUCUUGAGGAAAAUUUAUCUGCCUCGACGCUCCGUUCAGUCAUGUUUUAUUAUUUAAUGCACCGUGUUCUGGCCGGGUCAUUAUUUGCGUUCCAACGAAGACAUUUUGAAUAAUGGCAACUUUGUAUUAAAAGUGUCAUGACACUUUAUGACAACAUUCAUAAAUAUUCAUGAAGAUUUACUCAUGUUCAUGAAAAGUGUUAUGUCAUGUUUAUGACGGUGUCAUGACAGUCUUAUUCACAACCCGUCAAAUAAAGUGUUACCGAAGUAAGAAGACAACAAUGCAAAAUGCUUCAGGGUCACCCUACUUAACUAGAAAAAGUGAAGAAAAGGGAGACCUUGUUGAAUAAAAGAGAAACUUUUAUUUUUAAAGAGAAACUUUAAAAAUGAAAGCAAGGGAAAGAAACAUUUAACACAGAUUUUGUAUGCACAUUUAAAGUUUUUGCAUACAACUUUACCAGGGACACCAAAAAUAGUGGAAGGAGCUUUAGCUUUCUCUUUGACUCAUAGUCAGUAUUUCUGACAUUCCGUUAACUUCAAUUGCUGGUGCAAAACGUGAUUUACCAAUACAAUGCAAACGGGGCAUUGCUUAAAAUCUCAUUGACAGUGUCUCUGCAUACUAAGUGACAGUCUGGUCACAGCUCCACUGAACCUGGAAAAUGCAUUCUUUCACAGUAGAAAAGAACUGAUCCUUUUGCUGCAUUGACCUCCCUCAGCUUUUGGCAGAUGACUUUAAUCUGGAGGUCAUCUGCCUGUCUGUCUUUUCCCACUCUGCCAAAUGGAAAUUUAGUACUUUGUAGUACUCCUUUCUCAUGCAUCGUUUUUGAGAUGGAAAGAAAAUACAGAAAUAGAUUUCUUCUUGAACUUUAUGAAGACUUUACUUUUUGUAUUUGUAUAGCAGUUAAGUGCUACAAUUGCUGAAUAAUUGUAGGUGACUCAGAAGAUGUUUGUUGUUUUUUUUUAAUAGAAAAAAUAGCCAAGUCUGAAAGUGCUUUGAAACCAUGAUGAAGAGUAAUGAUUCACUUGAUUCAGAAUUUAUGAGUAUAUUUUCAGAGUGUACUUGACAACUGAAAUGAUUUGCAGGUGCUGUUUUGUUUUUGUCCUCAUUUCGAAGUUGUGAUGAAUCUCAGAUAAAGAGCACAUAGUUAUGGUGGUCUCCCUAAAUUUUAUACCUUCUCCAUUUCCCUUUGUGUCACUGACAGCGGUGCCUUUCAUCAGCUUGUUGGCUGUUUUUAUAAUGUGGGAAAACAAAAGCAGCUUCAAGAUUUCCUGUCGGAGACAAAUGUCCAAAAUAAAAAUAAAAACAAUGAGCAGGAAGAAUUUGUUUUGACAUUAUUUACUGUCAGGCACAAUUAGUUUCUUUAGAAAUGGUAAAGGGAAUCACCUGAGCUGAAACGAAAACCCCUUCUUAGAGCUGCUUGCACUGGAA
Xiphophorus hellerii (green swordtail) is the source of this 4490-nucleotide messenger RNA. It is a transcript of the gene fastkd5, whose product is annotated as FAST kinase domains 5. The transcript is spliced from 2 exons. Gene Ontology annotation, cellular component: ribonucleoprotein granule; mitochondrial matrix. Gene Ontology annotation, biological process: regulation of mitochondrial mRNA stability; mitochondrial RNA processing. Bases 110 to 2533 code for a protein of 807 amino acids. NCBI's taxonomy places the organism in Eukaryota, Metazoa, Chordata, Actinopteri, Cyprinodontiformes, Poeciliidae. The record is from RefSeq and is a predicted model, not a curated record. Gene Ontology annotation, molecular function: RNA binding.